This is a messenger RNA of Striga asiatica, 468 nucleotides long. Lineage: Eukaryota; Viridiplantae; Streptophyta; Magnoliopsida; Lamiales; Orobanchaceae. The record is from the annotation of a GenBank genome assembly.
AUGGCUAGAGGAGGCUUGGCGGACGGUCUUCGCCGAUCUUUGGUUGCCGUUCGUGAUGGGGUCUUGCGGCCUCUCCGGUGGUGUGGAUGUGUUGGCUGGUGGUGCCUUAUUAGAGUGGGGAGUGGUUCUGGCUGUUUACCGUCAGUGGUGGUGAGUCGUCCUAGGGUGAGGAGCGAGGCUCGAUCUCCCCGUUUUCUCCGAUCUUCUGGUGUGCAAGUCGGGGAUACGGACACUUCCGGGCCUAGUCCAGUGGUGAUGGCAGGGUCCUGGGUUGGGGUGUGUGGGGUGAGGUCUGGCCUCGGUUGUCCGGAUGUGGGUCGGCUACUAUCUCGUGGUGGAUCGGGGAUCGGGAUUGAAGCUAGGCCUAUUGGUAGUUUCGGGAGUGGGGGUCCUAGACCGUGGAUCUUGUUGUGGGAUGGUUGGCCCUUGUUCUCCUGGUUUGAAAAUGUCACAGACUUCAACCGCUAA